UCAUCUCAAUAUUUAUUUUAUAUACUCAAACCAAUAAUAUCACACAUUUCGUCAUGAUGUUUUACAGUCACUCAGACUCGACUUCGUGACCAACUCAAAAGUCCACCAUCUAAGGUCCGUCAACAGCAAGAACACACACAUCAAUCUCUUCGCCUGCACCAACGUCCGCCUCACCCAACUCCGCAUCACGGCCCCAGCCGACAGCCCCAACACCGACGGCAUCCACAUCGGCUCCUCCGAAGCCAUCCGCAUAUCCGACUCCGUAAUCCAAACCGGCGACGACUGCGUCUCCAUGGUCUCCGGCAGUCGGGACAUCGGCAUCUCCCGAGUCGCCUGUGGGCCCGGUCACGGGAUAAGCAUCGGGAGCCUCGGCAAGGGCCACGAGAAGGAGUACGUGGUCGGGGUACGGGUCGCGAAUUGCUCCUUCACAGGCACGGAUAAUGGGGUCCGAAUCAAGACGUGGGCCCCGUCCCAGUCCAGCCUGGCGUCCAACAUCACGUUCGAGGAUAUAUUCAUGAGGUACGCGCGGAACCCAAUCGUCAUCGACCAGCAGUAUUGCCCGCAUUCGAGCUGCAUGGAGGGCGUUAGUUCGGCUGUGCAAGUGGAGAAUGUGAUGUUCAAGAACAUUCGCGGCAUCUCACAAACAAAAGUAGCUGUAAACUUACUGUGUAGUGGUACGCGGCCGUGCAAGAACAUUAAGCUGGUGAACAUAAACCUUUCGUAUAUGAACCGUCGAGGACAGGCAACGGCCCAGUGUUUAAAUGUAUUUGGUGCUUCCUAUGGACAACAAAUCCCAGAUGGCUGUUUGUAGUGUGUGUGUGUCUCUUGCUUUUCUCUCCUUUUAUCACUUUCUUUUAGAAAACUUGCAAGUUUUUUUUCUGUUUCCGUUGAAAUGAAGAACUUUCGAUUUGCAGAGUUGCUAGGACUGUUAAAAUAUGCAAAAAGAUACUGUGGAAAUAUAUUUAUCUCAACUCACAUUGAGAAAGUAAUUCAUAAAUAGUCCUAUCUGAGUUUGAAAUUAUUCUAUUUCAUACAAUAAUGGUACAAAUAUUGAUGAAAAU
Striga asiatica is the source of this 1061-nucleotide messenger RNA. Lineage: Eukaryota; Viridiplantae; Streptophyta; Magnoliopsida; Lamiales; Orobanchaceae. The record is from the annotation of a GenBank genome assembly.